CCGCUGUUAUUGCUACUUCACCCAACUCUGACCUCAUCUCUCCCUUUUCCCGCCAUCGGAGAUGCCCUUCCCACUUGACCCAACCACAGCAACAGUCUCUUGGUUGAUGGGGCGUCAUGGAUGAAACUAUUGCGGAGCCCAUCGUCAAUCGCGAUGAGCCUAUACCUGUCAUAUUUUCCGACAAGCAGAAACAUGAUACAAAGCACCCGAAGCCCGGGGGACACAAGCGAUCAGCCUCGAGCGUCGGGCGAUCUCUGCAGGACAGGCUAUUUUCCAAGAUUCUGGAGCAGGUAGUGCCCACAGAAGAUGCCGAUAAGGAAUCAUGGUCAGGCGGCGACAAGGCCUUCGCGGAAGACCCCAAGCGGCCAGCAUUCAGUCUACCUCUCAUGGCAAACAACUUUCGCAGAUUCAAUGCAAGAAUUGGGAUUGUCUUUACUUUUCAGAUCCAGGUUGAGCGUCUGUUCAGUUGGAAGAAAGCCUCCCACACCCUUUCAUUUCUCUUCAUCUAUUCUUUCAUCUGCCUAAACCCACACCUCUUUGUGUUGGUGCCGAUAUCUAUCCUCCUGUUCUUCAUCAUGGUGCCUGCAUUCCUCGCACGUCAUCCUCCGCCCCCUUCAACAUCCACCUCGAGCAUCAUGCCUUACUAUUCGUAUGACGGCCCGGCACUGGCACCCGCGAAGACCAUCAAGCCGGCCUCGGAGACCUCAAAGGACUUCUUCAGGAAUAUGCGAGACCUGCAAAAUUGCAUGGCGGACUUUUCGGAUGCGCACGAUGCUAUGGUGUCCGCCUUCGCACCUGUGACUAAUUUCUCAGAUGAGAAGCUCUCGUCAGCAGUGUUCCUAUUAUGUCUUCUCGUUGCAGCUCUUCUAUUUCUGACCGCACAUCUUGUACCUUGGGGCUUUGUCUUCUUGGUGGGUGGCAAUCUGGCUGUGCUCUCACUGUACCCAGGCUUCCAGGAUUUCUUCCAAGCCAUCACAGCAGAUAUGUCCCAGCAACCGUCGAGCCCAGGGUCGUUGGCCGAAAAACAGCUCCGAAGUGCAGCGACGGCUGCUGGGGUCCCGCUACCCGCUUCUUCCUCCGGGGCCAUGUCGCUGAUGCGCUCGCUGGCUAAUAUCUCCCUGGAUUCUGACACCGAAGAACGUGAGGUUGAGAUAUUUGAGAUUCAGUAUCGCUCUUUGGCUCCAUACUCUGAAUCCCAAUGGGAUCAUGUCUUAUUCAGUCCCAUGCCGUAUGACCCACUCUCGCCGCUUCGCAUCGCGGGCGACCGUCCCAAGGGGUGUCGGUUCUUCGAGGACGUUCAGCCCCCAAGCGGCUGGGCAUGGAAGAGCAAGAAGUGGGAGCUGGAUCUCGAUUGCCGUGAGUGGGUGGUUGAGCGCAUGAUCACAGGGGUGGGCUUCGAGGUACCCGGGAGCCCCUCUGAAGACCAAGCAGUUAGUGGAGAGAUUGGCGGCUGGGUCUGGGACCUACCUCCUGCUUUCGUGGCGGACGACGGUGGUGUGGCGGCUGGGUUAGGAAUCGAUGCCUUUCACGAUUCCGCCAGCGACAGGAAAACGCCUACGAAGAAGAAAGGAAAGGAGCGAGCUUCCCAGGAUUAUGAGGAGAGAGGCAAUACAGGAGGGAUGGGCGAGUGGAGGAGACGACGAUGGAUUCGUAUCGUACACAGGACUAACAUGGAAGAUGGAUCUCUCAGCUCCUGCCAUUGGCUAUGGGACUCCCAUUAUGCGCGACCGUCACUAUGUGCAUUGCAGUAUUUAUCUCUCGCACCAGCAAUAGUCGUUCUGGUCGUCACACUGGGCCACAUACCGUCUGCAGGACUGCGAGGUAAACGUCCAAAAUGGACAGUGCCCUUCGUUCAAGAGCAGCCAGCAUCAAUUGAGCUCCCCAUAGAACGACCACAGCAACGGCUCGGAUGGGUUGCAGCGUUAUUCACCAUCUCGGUGGUUGGUUUUCUAGCUGACCUAACCAACGUCAUUCUCAUUGGACCCAUCACAAGCAUUGCAUUAGUCGUAUCCUGGGCUGUGGCUGCUGUCAUGAUAGCCGUGGUGCGGCCGAGAUCGUGCCCUACGUCUCUGCUCGCCUUCUUCCUAAGUGCAUUGAUCGUGGAAUCUGCAUUCGUCAUCAAUCAUGAUGUAUAUCAAACCUCCAAACUGUUCACCCGCCAUGUGGCUGCUACUGCUGCCUUGGCCGGGUGUAUGGUCAUCCUGGCAAUGCCCUUUCGCAGCCAUUUGCUCCCGCAGGGCGAUAUCAGUGCCGUUGGCCAAUCGCCAUCGAGCGACUACCGCAGUCCCGAAGACAAUCUGCGGCUUUGGCAAUUCCUCAGCGUGUCCUGGAUGGCUCCCCUGAUCUCUGUAGGCAAGAAUAAGCAGUUGCAGGAGGAAGACGUCUGGUUCUUGGGACACGAGUUCCAGCAUCGCAAGUUACAUGAAAAGUUUCGCCAAUUGAGAGGAUCCGUUCUUGGACGUUUGCUCCAGGCGAAUGGGAUCGAUGUGCUGAUAAUAACUACGAUCUCUAUUGUCCAAAUGCUUUGCGACUUCUCGACCCCUGUCUUGCUCCAACAAUUGUUGCAGGCGAUGAAGGAUCGGGGGACGUCCAAUAGGCCGGCCUUGACCUAUGCGUUGCUCAGUUUGUUACUUCGUCUAGUGCUAGCGCAGGCGCAAGUUCUCAACCUGUGGUACGGUAGACGUGCCUAUGAACGGAGUAGAGGAGAGAUGAUUAUGAUGGUCUAUGAAAAGGCGCUUUCAAGAAAGAAUGUCUUUGACCAGCAAAUCAGCGAUAAGGAAGAAGGUACUGAGCCCGCUGAAGAAGGCAAUGACGAGACAUAUUCGGAUCGCAAACCAAGCAGGUGGUGGUGGCCCUUCUCGCGCUCUCAGAAGGUUUCGCCCAAGGAGAAGGUUAAGAAAACAGCAUCUAUGGGCAAGAUAUUCAACUUGCUACGUGGGGAUGUCUACGAAGUAGCCCAACGAUUCUGGGAAAUCGACUCACUGAUCGACAAACCGCUGGGGCUUGUCAUCGCGACUGUUCUCGUCUGGAAAUUACUUGGUCCGUCGUGCUUCUUGGGCGUUGUAGCCAUUUUGGUUGCACAGACGCUCAACGUGUUUAUCACUCGUACGCUUCUGCAGUGGGAGCGUGUUCGUCGCCUGGCAACAGAUACUCGGCUCCAAAUAUCUUCUCAGUUUGUGGAAGCUCUGCGCCAUCUACGCUGGUACGGCUGGCAGAGUCAUUGGCUUCGUCAGGUCAUGGACGCAAGGCAGUCUGAGCUGAACCUUUGGAUCAUUACCAGUUUGUGGAAUGUGUUGAUCCGGUUCAUCAACACCCUCGCUAGUGGCUUGUUCCCUGUUGUCGCGUUAUAUGCUUACACCUAUCUGGCUGGAAACCCAUUGCGCAUCGACAUCAUAUUUCCUGCUCUCCAGCUGUUCACGAUGUUGGAGACCCGAUUGAGAGAUAUUCCAAGUCUUAUCACUGUGCUCAUAAACGCCUCAAUUGCUAUGGAGAGAAUUGAGGACUUCAUGGCCGAGCCUGACAAAGAGACAACGCCUGCUGCUGAUGACUUUCCCUCUGCGAUCAAACUGGACUCAUGCACUUUUGCCUGGCCCGGGAGAACAGUGCCCGUGCUUUCAAAUGUCAAUUUGGAUGUGCCUCAGGGGUUAACUGUCGUGCACGGCAAGGUGGGCUCUGGAAAGACAGCCUUGCUCCAGGCCCUGCUUGGGGAGUUGGAUAGACUCGAGGGAGCCUCUCGCCUUCCCAACGAGAUGGUAGGGUUCUGUGCCCAAACACCAUGGCUACAGAGCAUGAGUAUCCGGGACAACAUUUUGUUUUCUUCGCCUUAUGAUGAGCAACGCUAUAAGCUGGUGCUAGAUGCUUGUGCCCUUAUACCAGAUCUCUCCAACUUCAAGCAUGGCGAUCUGUCCUUUGUCGGUGAGAACGGCAUCGGUCUCUCUGGGGGUCAAAAGGCACGGGUAGCUCUGGCACGAGCAAUGUAUAGCUCGGCUAGGUUGCUGCUUCUCGAUGACCCGCUAUCAGCGUUAGACCACAACACGGCAGAGGCCGUUGUUCGCAAAUGCUUCUUGGGACCGCUAAUGCGCAACCGGACUGUAGUUCUUGUCACCCACAGAACACACCUGGUCGGCCAUAUUGCCGAUCAGAUAGUCCACAUUGAGAACGGGCGGGCCACGGUAGAGGUCAAGCAAAAUGGACCAGCUCAUAACAGUGAGGGCUCGGAAAGUGAGCCAUCUGAGAGCACAGACACUGCCAUUGAAGGUGACGUUGCUCUCGAGGAUGCCACUGCUGUGGUUCCCACGAAGUUCAUAGAAGAGGAACAUCGAGCAGAAUGGGGGGUGCAAGCGCGGGUCUACUGGAAAUACAUCAAAGCUGGCAAGUAUAGGUGGUGGCUCGCCCUCUUCAUAGUUCUCACCAUCUACCGGCUAUCUUCCGUUGGCCAAUCAUGGUUUCUCAAGGAGUGGGGAGAGGCAUACAAGCAGAUACUACUGUUCUUCGGAAGCUCGAAUCUCAAACGCAUAUCUCCGGUUGGCGAACUGACUACGGCAUCAGCUAUUGCGAACAACAUUCACUGGGUCCCUCAAAACCCACUGAAUGAGCUCCCUGCGCCAGAGGACAACGUCAAACCCUGGCUGGUAGCAUUCCUGAUUAUCACCAGCUUUCAGUCCCUGAUGCUUCUACUGGCGCAACUUCUGAUGCUUGUGAUUGUCUACUGUGCAGGUCGGACGCUCUUCCAGGAGGUGAUGGUGCGAGUGAGCAAUGCCACUUUCCGGUUCUUCGACGUUACUCCCGUUGGUCGACUGAUGAACCGACUGACCUCGGACAUUGGAGUAGUCGACGGAAACAUAAGCGAGCAAUUCCAAAUGAUCGCCUUCCAAGCCAUCACCUGGGUAUCUUCGAUUGCCGUUAUCGCAACAGUAACACCGACCUUCCUCGUAUUCUCGCUCCUGCUUACGGCAGCAUUUGUCCUCAUCUUCCUACGCUUCCUCCCUACAUCACAGAGCCUGCGACGUCUGGAGAUGGUAUCACUGAGUCCUCUGAUUUCCAACUUCGGAGAGCUGCUCCAUGGCCUGACCACAGUCCGCGCAUUCCACGCCGAGGGACGCUUCCAAGACCGGGUCAUCGCCGUGGUAGACAAGUUCCAGGGCAUGGACCACUUCUACUGGUCACUCCAAAGCUGGCUGAUGUACCGAUUCGAGAGCCUCUCGGCCGUCUCCACAUUCUGUCUGACCGUCCUCGCACUCUACACAAGCGUCAGUCCGGGCCUGGCAGCAUUCGUGCUCAUCGCCGCGAACAACUUCGUCACCUCGACCCACGCGCUCUGCAAACAAUACGGCCAGCUGCAGAUGGACUUCGUGUCCGUCGAGCGGGUGGACGAACUGCUGCACGUCGAGCAAGAAUCGCCGGGCACAGUUGACCCGCCAGCUUCGUGGCCCAAAUUCGGCCGGGACAUCGUCUUCGACGACGUGACGAUCCGCUACGCGCCCCACCUCGACCCGUCCCUCAAGAACAUCAGCCUGCGCAUCCCCGGCGGCAGCACCACAGCCAUCAUGGGCCGCACGGGCAGCGGCAAGUCGACGCUGGCGGUGUCGAUGCUCAGCGUCGUCCGGCCGGAGUCCGGCCGCAUCCUCGUCGACGGGCUGGACAUCGCACAGGUCAACACGCAGGCCCUCCGAUCCCGCGUCACAUUCGUCGCGCAGGACCCCGUCCUGUUCCCCGGCAGCAUUCGGCUAAAUAUCGAUCCGACAGGCGAGUACUCCGAUGCAGAGUGCUCGGAGGUGCUGAAGCGCGUUUGCAGCCGCCACGGUUGGAGUCUCGAGACCCACGUCGAAGCCGGAGGCCGGAACCUGAGCCAGGGCGAGCGGCAGCUGAUCGGACUCUCCCGGGCGGUCCUGCGUCGAAGCCCGAUUGUCAUUCUGGAUGAGGCCACGGCGUCGAUUGACCAUGAGAGCUCGCUGGAGAUCCAGCAGAUCUUGAGGGAGGAGAUGAAGGAAUCUACGGUCGUGACGAUCGCGCAUCGGCUGGAGGCUAUCAAGGAUGCAGAUUACUACAUUGUGUUGGACCAGGGGGGCGUGGCGGAGCAGGGGUAUGUUCGAGAUAUGUAACAGAGGCUGUAGGCUUGGUGCUUGCUCGGUCUCUCUCUAGCGGGCGCUUACUCUAUAAACUUGGCUUGUAUUGCAG
Messenger RNA from Aspergillus homomorphus CBS 101889, 6177 nucleotides. RefSeq lists its product as uncharacterized. Bases 117 to 6101 code for a protein of 1994 amino acids. Lineage: Eukaryota; Fungi; Ascomycota; Eurotiomycetes; Eurotiales; Aspergillaceae. Gene Ontology annotation, cellular component: fungal-type vacuole; membrane. Gene Ontology annotation, molecular function: ATP binding; ABC-type peptide transporter activity; ATP hydrolysis activity. The record is from RefSeq and is a predicted model, not a curated record. Gene Ontology annotation, biological process: transmembrane transport. The transcript has 7 exons.